AAGGUGGCUAAUUUGAAAAUCAGGCGUGGAUAUGUUGGUUCUUUUCGAGACAGCUGCGGGUUAUGCAGUAUUUAAGGUCCAUGAUGAAAAAGGUGUUCGUGAAAUCGACGAUUUGGCCAAAGCAUUCGAAGAUACGGCCACAAUGAAUCAGCUAAUCCAGCUUGAGCGCUUUGUCCAGUUCAAAGAUACGAAAGAUGCAUUAGUAGGACCCAGUUUGAUUUGUUUAAUCAACUGGGAAUUCUAUAUCGUACCAGAUUAUAAUAUUGAAUGAAGCCAUUAAUAAUAAUGACUUUAUUGUUAGAAAAUUUAUAGAUCGAGCUAAUUGCUAUAUCUUUUUUUGUAGCUGCUUCGGACAUUAUGGAAGGAAAACUAUCUAAAAAAUUAAAAAAGCUUCUGAAAAAGUUGUAUGUCAAAGAGCUAAGAGACGAUGUGCUUGCAGUUGCCGAUAAAAAGUUGUCAGUGGACAUUAAUACGAAAAUGAGUAUACCAACAGUUAGUGAUUCUCUUGUGCAAAACCUCAUGCGAGGAAUACGGACACACAUUGAUAACCUCCUUCCUGUCGUUGAAGACAGUCACAUGAUGAGGAUGCGCUUAGGUUUAGCUCACAGUCUUGAUAGAUAUAAACUGAAAUGUAACCCAGACAAAAUUGAUACCAUGAUAGUUCAGGCAGUCGGCCUUAUGGACGAGCUAGAUAAAGAAAUAAACAACUAUAUAAUGCGUGCUAAAGAAAUGUACGGGUGGCAUUUUCCUGAAUUGUCGAAGAUAGUUUUGGAUAAUGUAACAUACGUCAAAGUAGUCAAACGCAUCGGUCAUAGAACAAAUUCAAAUGUUGACUUGUCAGACCUCGUGCCGGAUGAAAUAGCUAGUCAAAUUAGAGAGGCCUCUAUAGUCUCCCUAGGAACAGAAGUAAUCGAUGAGGAUAUUACUAUGAUCAACGAACUGUGCGAUCAGGUACUUGAAGCUUCUGCUUCCCGUACUCAGCUCCACGAUUAUCUUAUCAAGCGAAUGGUGGCAGUAGCUCCAAAUUUGACAGCUCUCGUUGGAGAACUUUUGGGCGCUAGGCUAAUAGCUCGGGCAGGAACACUUGUCAACCUAGCUAAACAUCCUGCUUCAACAGUCCAGAUACUAGGAGCUGAAAAGGCAUUAUUCCGAGCAUUAAAGACACGACAUAACACUCCGAAAUACGGUCUGUUGUAUCAUGCCACACUAGUGACACAGUCAGACAAUCAAUUCAAGGGUAAAAUGUCACGAAUGUUGGCUGCAAAAGCAUCACUAUCAGCUCGUCUAGAUGCUCUUGGUGAAGAGGGUGCUGACACAGAAAUGGGCAUACGAGCAAGGGCAUAUUUAGAAAAAAGACUUCGACAGUUAGAAGCUGGAACUUUUAACCCAAAAUUAUCGGCGGUUAAGCGGGGACUAAAGUCAGAGGAUGGUCAACCGAAAUCAAAGAAGAUGAAGGUGGACGAGUGAAUAAUAAUCAUUUCAAUGUACAUAUGUUGCAAAAAUAUACAUUAUCACCUGAUUUGCUCCUGUUGAGCAGUCAUAAUAUGUAGUCAAGUUUUAAUGGAAUAACAAUUAUGUCGACAAGAGACUC
This is a messenger RNA of Schistosoma rodhaini, 1591 nucleotides long. The record is from the annotation of a GenBank genome assembly. NCBI's taxonomy places the organism in Eukaryota, Metazoa, Platyhelminthes, Trematoda, Strigeidida, Schistosomatidae.